AUGAAGGCAAGGGAGUUUGAAUGGCUUGAUUUAUACAAACAGUGGGCACAGGAAAUAGAUCCAGCCAGCCUGAAUGUUUUCACACAAUCUUUGGCAAACCAACCAGAAGUCCAGCCUUCAGAGGCUGUGCACAACCUCAAUUGCACGGGUGAUGGAACCAUCAAAGGCCCAGUCAACACCCCACUUCCCAUUCACCCCACACCAUCACCAGAUAUCAUGGCUAGAGCCAUCAAUCCACCCAAACAGCUGCCGCACACUUUCCAACUUCAACUGUUAGAGAUAGAGGUGAAGAAUAUUCAGAAGAAACUUGAGAUCAAGAAUCAGUAG
Messenger RNA from Coccidioides immitis RS, 327 nucleotides. RefSeq lists its product as uncharacterized. NCBI's taxonomy places the organism in Eukaryota, Fungi, Ascomycota, Eurotiomycetes, Onygenales, Onygenaceae. The transcript has 3 exons. The record is from RefSeq and is a predicted model, not a curated record. The coding region runs from base 1 to 327 and encodes 108 amino acids.